Molecule: messenger RNA, 933 nt
Organism: Fusarium mangiferae
Lineage: Eukaryota; Fungi; Ascomycota; Sordariomycetes; Hypocreales; Nectriaceae
Exons: 2
Coding region: 1-933 (310 amino acids)
Source: RefSeq, a predicted model, not a curated record
AUGCGCUUCAGCAUCCUUUUCGCGUUUGGUCUUGCGACUGAUGUUGCAAUGGCCAGCGUUUGCAAGCCUCGACCUUCUGCUAGCUCUAGUGUUAUUUCUGUCGAGACCGUGACUUCGACCAUUUCUGCCACUGCCGAUCUGUCGACUACUACCAGUACCACGUCUACUGUUAAUGAUAAGACUACAUCUGAGGCUACUGAGACAGCGACUACCACCGAAACAUCAGUGUCAGUCGAUUUGUCAACUACGCUUGCGACAACUGGCACAACAGAUACCGCCACUACUGAGACCGCCACUAUAGAUACUACAACCACUGAUGAGGCGACACCCACUGCGGUGACCACGUCUGCUGAGACAACAACAGCCGAUGCCACCACCACAACCGCAGAUACCUUCGAGCCGAUCCCAACAUUCAACGUCAUCGCUACCGACACGCAAGUCUACGGCCAAAAACUCCGGGGUCAUAAAACAACAGACCACGAAAUGGGAUGGAAUUUGGAAGGCUCCCCACCAAUCCUCGCAUUCUCCAUUGACUCCGACACAAACCAAGUCAGAGAAAUAGUCAAUGGAAACUACCUGUGUCUCCAAUAUGGUGUCAGAAAUAGCGAUAGCGAUAGCGACAGCGACAUCCACUUCCUCAAGCUCUGUGAUCCCGGCACCGAGACCAACGUCAUGGGAGGGAUUGCUAUGGUCACAUGUGAGCAGACUCGCGACCGCAGGCUGAAGUGCUCUGUUCCCGCUGGGCAGUGCGUGGAGGACUCUCUUACUAGGAUCCCGAUUUGUUCAGCCUUGCCUGGGACGUUUACGGGAUUCUAUACGUAUUCUGGUUUGGCAACGGGUUUUGCUCUUGUUAUGGGACGGGAAGGUAAUGGUCCUACUGCUGAUACGCAGUCUAUUGACCUUGAGAUUGAACCUGCUGUAAUCUACGAUUAA